Messenger RNA from Sitophilus oryzae (rice weevil), 2596 nucleotides. Its product is annotated as leukotriene A-4 hydrolase. Gene Ontology annotation, molecular function: zinc ion binding; metallopeptidase activity; epoxide hydrolase activity. Gene Ontology annotation, cellular component: cytosol. The transcript is spliced from 11 exons. The coding region runs from base 326 to 2161 and encodes 611 amino acids. Gene Ontology annotation, biological process: peptide catabolic process; proteolysis. Lineage: Eukaryota; Metazoa; Arthropoda; Insecta; Coleoptera; Curculionidae. The record is from RefSeq and is a predicted model, not a curated record.
UGAAAACCUAACCUGUAAUUUAUUUGAUUUAAUUAUUAAUCACAAUUAAUCAUUUGUUGUCUAUGUUUAUAUUCACUAAUCAUUACGAGUCCGUGUUACGAGUUUAAUAUUAAAUUUACUCUACUAGUGUACUUGGUAAAACUUUAUAAACGAAAUUUAUUUAUCAUUGAAUUUUUGUUAGUAUAAUCUGAUUAAAAUAAUCUUAUCUAUUAUCAUUUCUAUACUUGAGUUAUGUUUUAUACCUACUUAGACAUUAGUUAAACCCUUGUUUAUAUAUUGUUAAACACAAUUAUAGGUGAUCCUAGCUUUUUCUCUAUACAUAACAAUGGCUGCAGCAAGGCUGAGUCCUUUAGACCCAAGUUCAUUUUCUCGACCAGAGUAUGUAAAAGUGGUCAACAUAUCUCUGAAUUUAAAUGUAAACUUUGAUAAAAAGAUAUUAUCUGGUACCACUGAACUUACUGUUGAAAAAAUUGAUAAAACAGUUAAUGAAGUUAUUCUUGAUACAAUGAAAUUAAAUAUCUGUAGAAUUUAUGAUGCUGAAAGUAAAGAAAAUGUUGAAUUUAGCUUAGGUGAUCAUGUACCUGAUUAUGGUACAAAGUUGACAAUUAAACUUCCAAAUGACGAAAAACUAAGAUAUAAAAUUGCUAUUGAUUAUCAAACCAGCCCUGAUGCGACAGGAUUGCAAUGGUUGUCUCCUAAGGCAACUGCAGGCCAAAAAUAUCCAUAUUUGUUCAGUCAAUUUCAGCCUACACAUGCACGUUCUGUACUUCCUUGUCAGGAUAGUCCAGGAGUAAAAGCCCCAUAUACAGCAACUAUAUCCGCGCCCCAUGAGUUUACUGUUCUCAUGUCAGCCAUUCGCGAUGGCACUAAAGAAUUAUCUGUAGGAAAAUUGUCUCAUUUUAUUCAGAAAAUACCGAUGCCGUCUUAUCUGAUUGCUUUGGCGGUGGGAGUUUUAGAAUCAAGACAACUUGGACCUAGAUCUCAUGUUUGGGCUGAGAAAGAAAUAAUUGAAGAAUGUGCCUAUGAAUUUGCAAAUACCGAACAUCAGCUUAAAACGGCAGAAGAUUUGUGCGGACCUUAUGUCUGGGGAAUAUACGAUUUAUUAGUUUUACCACCUAGUUUUCCUUAUGGUGGAAUGGAAAAUCCAUGCCUCACAUUUGUUACACCAACAUUGUUGGCUGGUGACAGAAGUCUCGCAAAUGUAAUUGCACAUGAAAUAGCGCAUAGUUGGACUGGAAAUCUGGUUACUAAUAGAAAUUUCGAACACUUUUGGCUGAAUGAGGGAUUCACUGUUUUUAUAGAACGUAAGAUAAAAGGAAGAUUAGAGUCAUCAAAGAGUCAAGAUUUUGAUGCCUUUAUUCAUAUUAGUAACUUAAAUGAAGCUGUUAAUUUAAUAGGGAAAACAAAUCCUCUGACGCAAUUAGUUGUUAACUUAAAUGGGGUACAUCCAGAUGAGGCAUUUUCAGUUGUUCCUUAUGAAAAAGGGCAGACAUUCUUGAGAUAUUUGGAAUCUGUGAUCGGUGGCCCAGAGAAAAUGGAGCCGUUUUUAAGAUCAUAUUUUGACAAAUAUAAGUACCAGUCUAUUGAUACCAACGAUUUUAAGGCUUAUUUUGAAGAGUAUUUUCAUGAUAAUGAAAAUCUUCAAGAGAUUGACUGGUCUGCUUGGUUGUAUAAUCCUGGAAUGCCACCUGUUAUUCCAGACUAUGAUACAUCUUUAGCUGUAGUGUGUGAUAAUAUUGUAGAGAAGAUUACAGCAUGGAAUGGAGAUGAGCCUGCUCCAAUUACUCUAAAAGACAAAGAAACACUAUCCACCUUUCAGGUAAUAUACAUCUUGCAAAAAUUGUCUGAAACAACAGCUCAAUCUAUUGUUAAACUGAAAGUAUUAAGUAACAUUUUUGGAUUUGACAAUAUCAAAAAUGCAGAAAUAAAAUUCCUCUGGUUUAGAAUUUGUCUGAAGGCUCACUGGGAAGAGAAAGUUGAUUCUGUAUUUCACUGGAUUAAUGUAGUUGGUAGAAUGAAAUUUGUUAGGCCAUUAUAUAGAGAUCUUUACAAUUGGGAAAAGACUCGUGAGUUGGCUCUAGAUAAUUUUAGAGCUAAUAAACAGAAUAUGAUGCAUGUAUCUGCCUAUACAUUGGCAAAAGACCUACAUAUUGAUGAAUAAAAAUAUAUUAAUUCUAUCUUCAGAUAUUUACCAUAUUUUUUGUGCUUUCAAAAAUGUUUUCUUUUAAUUUGAAAUAUGUUACCAAUAAUUUGAUAGUUAAACAUAUUUUUUUCAAUAAAAAAAUCAUCAACUUAGUCGUUUCCUGAUCUAUUAUUUCUUUAAAGAGAGGUGACAUUUUUUAAGACCAUAUUUAACAAAAUAAUGUAUAAAACAUAAAUUUUUAUGAGACUUAAAAAUGUUAAAAUAAAUGUAGUUUAUAAUAUAUUUAAAAAUUGUUCAUACUAUGGACUAUCAUUUUUUUUUAUUAAAUUCAGAAGUGAUAUAUAAAAGCCUAAAUAGGGAAAAUAUUAAUUUAUAUGAAAAUUGUUUUUAUUUAUACCAAUUAGCUUUUUAUAUCUAUAAUGUGAAACUGUUGUAAUAAACAUUUUUCUAGUU